Bolinopsis microptera is the source of this 1818-nucleotide messenger RNA. RefSeq lists its product as uncharacterized. Gene Ontology annotation, cellular component: cytoplasm. Bases 7 to 1611 code for a protein of 534 amino acids. The record is from RefSeq and is a predicted model, not a curated record. Gene Ontology annotation, biological process: glutathione metabolic process. Gene Ontology annotation, molecular function: glutathione transferase activity; glutathione dehydrogenase (ascorbate) activity. NCBI's taxonomy places the organism in Eukaryota, Metazoa, Ctenophora, Tentaculata, Lobata, Bolinopsidae. The transcript has 5 exons.
GGUCUCAUGUUCUGUCUGAGGUCCUUAUCGUCUAUUCGUACAUCCCAACAUCAAUUUCAAAAGGUGGUGUGCUUCAGUAUGUGGGAGUCAGCUCAUUUGGAAAUGGGUUCUGAAAAACCUGCUAAAGAAGAUGACACUAAACUUCAGCUUUACAAUAUGCGAUUCUGUCCAUUUGCAGAGAGAACAGUACUCGUUCUGCUUGCAAAGAAUCUUACUUUCGAGAAUAUAAACAUAAAUUUGAAGAAAAAACCGGAUUGGUUUCUUGACUCGACUCUAGGGAAAGUACCAGUUAUCCUACACAAGGGAAAAAUAAUACCAGAGUCAUUGAUAACCUGCGAUUAUUUAGAUGAGAUUUAUCCCGAACCAAAGCUCCAUCCUUCUGAUCCUCUACAAAAAGCACUAGACAAGGUUGUUGUUGAAAAGCAGAGUGAAGUGAUGAAAUAUCUCUAUCCUAUCUUUGCAAGGAUUCCUGGUCGUGUUGUUACUGUUGAAGAGAAGUCAGAGUUAUUUGGCAAAGCUGUGGAUCAUUUGAAAAGUUUUGAAGAAGAGCUCAAAACAAGAGCAACAAAUUUUCUGGGUGGAGAUCAGCCUUGCAUGGCUGAUUACAUGCUUUGGCCUACUUUUGAGCGCAUUGAGGGCUUUCCAAUUCUUAUGGGAGAAAUGGGGCAUAACUUUGUUCUUCCCUCCCAUCUCAAGCAUGUUCAUUUAUGGAUUAAGGCAAUGAGAAGUACAGAACCUGUUAAAGCCUACGCAUUCUCCCCAGCCCGCAUGGCAAAAUUGACACAGAUAUAUGUAGAAACAGAUGGUUACGAUAAUGCUUUAAAAGAAUCAGUGUUGUGCUACAAUAUGUGGGAAUCAACUCAUCUAGAAAUGGGAUCUGAAAAACCGGCUAAAGAAGAUGAAAGUAAACUCCAGCUUUACAAUAUGCGAUUCUGUCCGUUUGCAGAGAGAACAGUACUUGUUAUCCUUGCAAAGAAUCUUACCUUUGAAAACAUAAACAUAAAUUUGAAGAAAAAACCAGAUUGGUUUCUUGACUCGACUCUAGGGAAAGUACCAGUUAUCCUACACAAGGGAAAAAUAAUACCAGAAUCAUUGAUAACGUGUGAUUAUUUAGAUGAGAUCUAUCCUGAACCAAAGCUUCAUCCCUCUGACCCCCUACAAAAAGCAUUGGACAGGGUUGUUGUCGAAAAACAGAGCACAAUGAUGAAAUAUAUCUAUCCUAUCUGUUUUAAGAUCCCUGGUCGUGUGGUAACUGAUGAAGAAAAGUCUGAGAAUUUUAGCAAUCUUGUGAUCCAUUUGAAAAGUUUUGAAGAAGAGCUCAAAACAAGAGCAACAAAUUUUCUGGGUGGAGAUCAGCCUUGCAUGGCUGAUUACAUGCUUUGGCCUUAUUUUGAGCGGAUUGAGGCCAUUCCAAUUCUUAUGGGAGAGAAGGGGCAGAACUUUGUUCUUCCCUCCAAUCUCGAACAUGUUCAUUCAUGGAUCAAGGCAAUGAGAACUACAGAACCUGUAAAAGCUUAUGGAUUCUCUCCAGCCCGAAUGGCUAAACUGACACAGAUAAACAAUGAAACUGGUGGUUACGAUAAUGCUUUAAAAGAAUCAGCAGGACUUUAGGAAUCUUCUAUCAGAUUAUCUGUAUUGUGUAUUUUUAUUUUAUAAGUAGAUGUGGACUGAUUCGUGUGUAUCUGGAUUCGGGAUCUCCUUGUGUAAAAAUACACUAUUUGCAAAAUUCAAGAGAAUAAGAUGCUAAUCAUGAAUGAAUUUUAAAUGUUGAUAAAUCUUAUGGAUCAUUAUAUAUUAUCAAUCUCAAUAACAUGUGAA